Molecule: messenger RNA, 9652 nt
Organism: Sitodiplosis mosellana (orange wheat blossom midge)
Lineage: Eukaryota; Metazoa; Arthropoda; Insecta; Diptera; Cecidomyiidae
Product: mucin-5AC
Exons: 8
Coding region: 2542-7704 (1720 amino acids)
Molecular function (GO): protein binding
Source: RefSeq, a predicted model, not a curated record
UUUUGAAUUACAUAAUCGAUCGUGCAUAUUUUUUGGCAUAAAAUUACUCGACACAAUCUAUUUGAAUACGAUUGAUUCGUUGGCGAAUGGUUCAAUAUAUCGAAUAAGCCGAUAAAAAAAAUUGAAUUAAACCAAAUCAUUUGGGUUUCUUCAACUAUUCAAAUGAAUAAAGUUUCUAGAUACUCUUCAUUUGAAUACAAGCACACACUCAUACACACGAACAGUCAAAGCAUGAUGGUAUCAUCAUUCUCUCUCUCUCUCUCGCAUUGCGCUGUUCGCUCUUUGUCUCUUUGGCCCUCUCUCUUCUUCGGUUCGUUCGCUCUCUUGUCAAAAUCGCUCUCAAAAUCAGCUCAUGCACACACAUCCAUCGUAUGUUUGACUAAAGCAUUUGAACAUUUCGUAACAGUGAUGCAAUUGUUUUCCGAAUCCACAACAUUACACCGACAAUGAAUUAGGUGAAUUGAAUAUAAAAUUUCACAGUGGGAUACCAAGCGAAAAGGCGUAUCGCAAGACGAAAACCAAUUCGAAGAGAGCCGAGCGUGAGAAACAUCUCCGAUUGAGAGUGAGAGAGGGAGAGCGUAAAGAAAAGACAAAGAGAACGACGGAGAGUAAUCAUCUUAUACACAUACACGUAUUUUGUGUGCCUUCUUAUUUGAAUCCAAUGCAGCCACUAAUUGAAAUCAAAUUAAAAGUACAAAAUCGCUGAAGAAAAAGUGCAUUGAAUAUGUUUAGUGUUUCGAAUUGAAAGCGAAAGAAAAGAACGAACGAAAAAUUUGUAAAAAAAAAAACGUCAAAGCAACCAGAGAAUCAUACACUUCAUUCGCAACAGAGAGAUAAAAUAACGCGAAAAUCAAAUUGACUGCAAAGUGCAUUGCAAAUCAUUUUACAUUGAAGAAUCUAAAUAGAAAAACGAACGUUAUACACACAACAACAACAACAACAGCAGCAGCAGCAGCAGCAACAACAAAAAGAAUUAUAAAAAAGUGAAGAGUAUCAUCAAUAAUUUUUCCAAGAAGAAAAGAAAGAAAAAAAUUCAUUUUAACGAAAGAAGAAAAAAAAAAAUCUGACAACAAGUACGUUGCUUAUUGUGCCUUUUUUCUCUUUCGCACCACUUAAUUACGCUACGAACGAGUGUCAGUCUCUCAUAUAAAUAACACAAGAAGAAGCAACAACACACGAGAAAAAAAAAUCACACAACAGAGAAGAAAGAAGCAAAAAAAAAAAAAAUCAAAACCAUUUUGGUGUUUUAGUAGAUUUUCUCAUGUCGAUAUUAUAUUGGGUGGCAAUCGUUGCAUAUAGUACGUUGCUUGAUGAAUGAGCUCUAAGUAAAACCGUGUUUUAAUGUGUAACCAAAAGUGAGAAAAAUUUAUCGGAAUAAACAGAGUGACACUUAAACACUUGUGUAUUAGAGAAGCGAGUGAGCGAGCGAACAGAGGAGCAAGAAAAAAAACGAAUCGAGCCCAAAAAAACAACAACGACAACACACAGAGAGAGAGAGAGAUAUUAAUUAAUCAAUUCGCAUAGAAAUUCACAACAAGCACGGGAAGCAGAUAAAAAGGCGAAUAGUAAUUUAGAAAAGUAAAAAAAGGGAGAAAAAAAACUAAUUCUCAAAACGAACGAGCAAACGAUUGAACGAAGAGAAGAAAAAAAAACACAGAGAGUCAAAUAAUCGAUGGCGGCCGCAAAUGAAUGACAGAAAAAUUAUUUUUUUGUUUUCGUUUCGCCGUAUGCUUUAGUGUGUGUUUUUCUCAAUGUUUUUUUUUUUAAUAUAUACAUACAUAUAUUCCCUGUUGAUCAUUCGUUCCUGUGCUUUGCUACUAUUUGAAUAUACUCGCCACGCAAAUAGAAUGGUUAUGGACAUUUUGAUGGUGAUUUAAUUACCUAUAGUUGAACUGUAUCAAUAAUAAUCACAGCAUUCAGAAUAGUGCUGAGACAACGACCACGGUCGCGUGAAAAAACGACAAAAAAACGAUCUAUAGAGAGAAAAAAACAACAACAACAACAACACACAAACAAUUCAAGUGGUAUUUGAAUCGAGAGUGAGAGAAAAACGAGCUCGAUUUAAGUGUUUUUUUUUUAAAUUGUUGGUGUUGUAGUGCGUAUGUGUGUCGGUUGAGUGGCAAGUAUUGAAUGCAAAAGGAUUCAUAAGAAAUCCGAAAAACGUAAAAAGAAAACAAAAUCUUCAUCGUCGAACAAAGGUGCAAAUGCACCAAAUUAGCAAGCAAACAAAUCGUAAUUCACUGAGAGAUCAUUUGUAUUGGUGCUGUGUCCUGUGUGAUCGAAUCCAAUUUAAAACACAAAACAAAACACGAAAAUAAAAGAGAACCCAAAAAAUACGCAAGCACACACAGAGAGAAAGAACAAGAAAUAAAAAUAAAAAAGAGGUUCGAAACAAAUUUGAGCAUGCCGCCAAUUUUAUGAUAUUGAAUGUAGAGAAGAAGAAAAAACAAAGUGUAAUUGUGGUAAUCGAAUAACAUUGACGCACAAAAUAAUCAUAAAUAACAAGAGAAAUUACGUUAGUUGUUUUUUUUUUGCGAGAGCAUGCUAAAGGGAAGUGUUGCUUUAAAUGAAUCCUCAGGAGAAAACGAUUCGGUACUGCUUCCAUCAACGACAACUAUAGCCAACCAAAUCGAAUCGAUCGUUAGCAACAUGGAAGAAACAAGUGCAGCACAGAGCACACAUAUUGCAAGUAAAUCAAAUAAUUGCCAAAAUGAGAACGAAUCAGAUGCAUCGAGUGGAUGUGAACGAAUCACAGCAGCAGCAGCCGCAGCAAUGUCAACGGAAUCACAGCAACCGUCAACGACUGACACUCAAACAACAAACGAAAAGAACAAUGAUGAAACGACAACCACAACAUCGAACAGUUCAAGUGCGGAUCAAACAAAGAAUAAGAAGGCAGUUCAUCUGCUGAGUGCAACGGCACCGAAUAUGGAAACAAUCUGCGAUGACAUUUCGUCAACGACCGAAGAUAUCAAGCGAUUGAAACACGUUCAGGUGCGAUCGAAUUCGACCGGCAAACUGUAUCAGUCGUCGCGUCGUGUUUCAUUUCCGGAAAAUAACCUUGUAACGGGUUACUUGGAACCGGCCGAUCCAUGGGCCUACGUGAAACCGGCCACCUGUGUAUCAGAACUGGCCGAAUUCUAUCGUGAAUCUUGUAGGCGUCACAAUGCGCAGCCAAUUGAAUCGAUCAUGAAACAUUUGGAUACAUUGGAUUUAAAUUCGAAUUCAAGGCGUCCCGUUUUGAAUUUGCGCGAACAAAACUUAACCGCCGAAUCAUGUGAAGCACUAGAAGAAGUCCUUAAGCGGAUUCAGUACAAGUUAAUUGAUUUAACCGAUUGUGGAUUAAAUGAUGCAUCGGCAACCGCACUUUUUGAUAUCAUCGAGUAUUAUGAGGCGGCCAACGAGAUCGAUAUAUCAGAGAAUCGCAAUAUCACUAAUAGAGGCUGGCAAGCAUGCAUCAAUAUGGUGAAACGUAGUCAUGCAUUACAAAUAUUAGUGACCCGAGGCACACCAUUAUCGGAAUCAAAUGCGAUUAGUUUGGGCAAAUCGAUGCUUAGCUCAUCAUUAAAUACACUGAAAUUGGAACACUGCGGCCUGUCCGGCCGACCAAUGGCAUCGCUGUGUACCUACUUACGGAAAAAUACUGUGCUGAAGGAGCUUUGGCUGGCGCACAAUGAUUUGACCGCUGACGAUGCAUACAACAUUGGAAACGUGUUGAAAUCUAACUUUUAUCUACAAUUCCUCGAUCUAAGCAAUAACAAUAUUCAGGAUCCUGGUGUACUUCAUAUAGCCGACGCAUUAAUCGAGCAAGCAAACUAUUUCAAGGUAUUGCAUGGUGGAUCGAGUUCAACCGCGUCACAACCAUUAUCAUCGAAGCACACGCUGACGCGUGGCGAUAAAAACGAAUCGAAAUAUGAGUGCUUGGCGCGGCUGAUAAACGCAGCAAAACCGAAUGCAGAUGGAACUCCAAAGCCGGAUGCACCCAACAAUUUUAUUGCAUUGGUUACCGCCGAAAAAUCUACGGCUGCAGCAAAUACAACCGGCGAUGACCGAAACCAAAAAGAAGCCGAUGAAAAGACAGAAGCACAAGGAGUUACCAAACCGGCAAAAAGUGAUAAUAACAACACAACCGUUAAGGCGGCAAGUGAUUCGACAGCAGCAACACCAUCACCAGCACCAGCUCAAGCAGCUGAAGCGGGCAACCAAAGUGUGUGCGAACUAAAGAUUGUCGAACAAAUUGAACAAAAUUCUAAAGAAAGCAAAAGUGAUAAUGAUGAUGAUUCAUCGCUGGCAACGUCCAAUAGCACCACCAGUUUCGAUUUAUCAGAGAAAAAUAGUGUCGAUGCGAAUGUAAAACACAAGGUAGAAGAUAAUAAUAAUGGCGGGGCUGCCGAUGUUAAGCACACCGAAAAGGGAACUGUGCUAUCGAAUAGUGAACAAAGUACCGAAAUUGUUUCCCAACAACAACAGCAACAGCAAACCACACAGCCACCAAAAGAGGAUCUCACUGAAACAUCGGAUGACGCUCAACCAGAUGCAAUGCUACUGGCCACAUCGAAUGAUUGUCAUUUGGAUAUCAAUGAAAAUAAAUCCGAUAUGAAACUUAACUAUGCGGAAGUGGUGAAAGUGGAGAAUGCGCUUGAAUCAACGCUGUGCGAGAAUAAAAAUUUCAAUGUCGCCGCUGCCGAAGAGAAUAGCGAUCAUGUCGAUAAUAAAAAAUUUGAUAGUACAAGGAAUGUGUCAAGUGAUCUCGAUGAUAAAGUACAAAGCACAGAUGCCAGCGCAACCAGAGAAAAUACAACUCCCGUCAAUGUGGCACCGUCGAAGCGUAAGGUUGGCUGCUCAUCGCCGAAACCAAUUCAAACUACCAAUUUAAAUCGGCACGACGAUCCUGACGAAGAAAUGUCACCGGUGUGCAAAGUGCGGCUGCCAUUGAACAGUCCACGUCUCACCAAAUCUAAGGAUAUCAUGAGCGAAUUGCCGCUGACACCAGACAGUUCCCAUUCAUUAGAUAGUAGUUGUGAAUAUUCGACAUACAAUACAUCAAUAGUUCCUGAAAGAUCGUUCAGUUCGGAGAGUCUGAACAGUGAAACCUCCAUCGAAUCAAACGAUUCCAAAUCAUCGAUCAAACUGGCCGAAGUUAAAUUCUCCAAAAACGGUACGCUCGAGCGGCAAAGUAAUACAACCGUAACGUUUGUGCCAUCGAUUACCACGCCAAACGGCCUUCAAGUGCUUAUGCUUUGGAAUAAUCACAUUACUAGGGAUUCGGCUCAAUCGAUAUCCAAACUGUUGGCCGCAACCACCACAUUGGAAAUUCUGAAUGUCGGCAAAAAUGUAUUAAGCAAUGACUUUGUCGCAAAUAUCAAAGCUAGUCUCAAGGCAAACACCAGUCUGACGAGUCUCGGCUUGCAAAGUGUUCAUCUAUCGAAUGACGGUGUUAAAACGUUAUCGGAAAUUUUGGAUUUUGGCGGUAACGUGACGCUGCAGCGCGUCGAUUUACGUGAUAACAAUUUACAAGUGAGCGGUUUAACGUCAUUGAACGAAGUUCUCAAAUCGAAUAAAUCAAUCACUCGAAUUGAUUUGGAUGAUGUGCCACGCAGAGCAUACGAACACAGUUCAGACUCGAGCAUCGAUUACAAUCGUGUGGUCAAUAAUAUUCGGUCGUUGUGUGCUCGCAAUGAGAAUCCACCGGAUCCGGAACCGGUUCGUACGUCGGUGAAGCGUGUGCGUGCUAGUUUCUUAAACUCUCGCAAAAUCUCGUUGACGUGCCAAAGCAUACGGAACAGUGCUCCACACGAUUCUCCACAAGCCAAAGCCGAUCGUCACUUAUUAGAUCCAACACGUAAAUCUGGUCGUUUAAGAUCGCCUUCACCUAGUCCAAUUCCAUCUCCCGUUUCAUCGCCAAUACCAAGCCCGUCACGAAGCAGCCGCUUUCAAGUGUCUCGUGUUGUUGAAAGUAAUGUUUCAUCUCCGAUAACACCUCCAUCGUCAAAUAGUUGUUCCCCAACAAGUACCUCUUCUUCGUCUCGGUUUCGUGUUACUGUUGUUGAACCACCAAAAGUUAUGUCCGCUCCCGUAACCAUAAUUAACAGCACGAACAAAGAGUGUGAUAAAUCUGUACAGAAAAAAGAAGUCGAAUCGGUAACGGCGUCGCCAACGACGACGAUGAAAGUGGUGGCGGCAGUACCGCCACUUCCUCUACCGAAUGUGUUACAGCGUACGCAGUCGGCACCAUCGACAACGAUGUCCGCGCAAGCGAAAGAAGAACCACCCACCUCAGCGAUUGAAACCAGCAGUACGAAAGAUUCAAAAGUGUUUACGGUUAGCAAACCCACCGAUCAUCAGCAACAGCACAUUGCUACAACACUGACCGUAAUCGACAAUCCGGGUAACAGUUUCGACAGUCCCGAUUUGGAAGUGAAAAGCUACAUGGACGACAGUUGUUCGUCGUUCAGCAGUCUCGAUUCAAUUGAUCGUGGGCAAGAUUUCAACACAUCAUUCAGCUCAAUGGAAAGCUACGACAUGCUACGGGAGAACAAAUUCGCAACUGAUAAUCUUGGGAAAAAUGUGUACAAACCAAAACAGAAUGUGGUCACCAAAAAUCUAUCGAAUUCAUCCAUUGAGACGGAAAAUGAAACGGUUGAGCUGAACAAAGCCGAUAAUAAUCCGUCUAGCUUAGAAGCAAGUACAUGUUCAAAUGAUUCGAUCUAUGGAUCUCAAGAGUUUCCCGUGCUGAAAAUCUCAUCGAACGAAGGUACGUUGACAAACAGCCCGGUUAGCCCGUGCAGUGGUGAUAUUGCAGCCAAUGAAAAGGAUAGCUUGUCACCAAAACCAGACGAUAAACAGCAACGCGUUCGAAAAACAUCGUGGAUAUCACGCGGCGAUGCGGUUCCAGCUACUUUAGAUAAGUUACUUAGUAUUUUCCAUCAUCCGAGCAAUUUGUUUUUCACGCGAUCCAGCAAUGGUGAUGUGCCGAAGCAGCAACAGACUCAAGGCCAAGAUUGUAAUAAGCCACCGUCACGCAAAGAAAGUCCGUCGGGGCUGUUUGCGUGGUCGAAGAAAGAGAACGUUUUCGAUGAAGUUGGUGAUAGCAAACCGAGCAGCGGUAGCGGUGGCGGCUUUGGUAUUGGUACUGGUAAUGAUGUUGUAGCACAGCAAAAGACCGCCAAAUCGCCAUUGCAAUCGAAUAUGUCGCCGGAAAAUACGAUAACCGCUGAUUCAGUUGGCAUUGAGGCGAUACCCAUUCAGCUGAAACAGGAUGUCAAGGAGAAUGUCUCGCCCGAGCACACCGUCACCGCUGACAGUAUGGCAAAUUUGCAAUUGAAAUCGAUUGCCACGCAAACGGCCAGCACGGACGUGGGCCCAAAGGCUGAGAAAAUUCCAAUGGACAUGGAACAACAGCAGCAGGUGUUGAAAAAUGAAAAAGUCCAUUUCGAAGUGGGUGGCGAUGACGAUGAAGACGAAUACGACGAGACCAACAAAAUUGAAUAUGCCGGUGUUCAAGUGAACACCUCCGAAGGAUCACAUCAGCAUCAUCACCAUCAAUCGAAUGCAACGAUCGCAGCAAAUCACAUGGGCAAAGCAUUCGGUCUUGGUCAAAUCACACGCGAUUCGCUGAGUAUUUUGAAGGGAAGCUCCAACAAUUCACAGGACUCAAUGCGAUCGCUCGAAUCAUUGUCGGAAAUUGUUUUUGAAGAGAAAUAAUCAAUUCAAUAUCCACAACAGCAACAACAAAAUACCUACACACAGAGACGAACCCACAACAAAUAAUCAAAACCAAUGAUCAACCAAAAGCGGCAAAAAAACAAAAUCACCACCGCAACAACAACAAAUGCAGAAUGCAACGAAAGGUUUUCCAUCAUUUGAACCAAUUGAUUAUGGCAAUGAGAUGUUAUCAUUAAGCUAAUCGAUUCAUUUGAAUUCUAAGUUCAUUUGCUGCUGCUGCUCAUGACAUAAGAAAAAAAACAAUGAAAGAAAAAAACCACAAAAUACGAUUUAAAAAAAAAAAACAAACAAACAAAAUCAAUUAUACGAUAUGUUGACAUUCCUGCCAGUUCACCAAAUGUCAGCGACCAUAUUACGCCGAAUUGUGUUCAGUGGUGCAUACAUUUGAAUGAAACAGAAAGGGGAAAACGGUUCUCACAUUCUUUCUCUCACUGACUUGAGGUGUUAAGCAAAACAAUAACAAAGAAAAAAUCAACGUGAGAUCGCCGAUGACCAAUUUUUUAGAUAGGAUUUUCUUAAUUUUGAUAUUGUAAGUAGAGCGCGAAUAGCUAUGCUAGGAACUGAACACAGAAAGAAAAUAAAUCAACAAUUUUGUUCAAACAGAUCGGCCGAUUUGAAAUUAAAAAAAAAAAUGAAAAUAAAAUGAAAUUUGACUGGAAAUGUCACAAAUGUAAAAAAGAAAGACAGAACAAAAGAAUUAAACGGAAAUGAUAUGAGUAAAUGAUUUGAAAAGAAAAAAACACACAAAAAAAUAACGAAAGAAUAAAAUACAAACACGAACAAACUAAAGAAACAUUCACACAUGCAUUAGGGCUCGUUCGGCUUGAUUUAAAGAGACAGACAAACAAAGCAAAAACAUUUGAAAUGAAAUGAUUGUGUAUAUUAUUGAAAACUUGUAUGCCUGUGAUAGGUUCAUACUUUUGACAAUUUUGUGAUAUAAAAUGGGAGACAGAGAGAGAGAGAGAGAGAGUGAGAGAGAGAGAGAGAGAGAAAAUGAAGCAAAUUGCAAAGGGACAUGGGAUUUUUUUUUAUUUGGAAAAAUUUGUAAUUGUGAACAGUGUAAAAUUUAUGUAUAAUUGUAACUCACACACCAAGUGAGAGAGAGAGAGAGAGAUGGAAGAGUUUUUUGUUCGAGGGCAAAUGAAGAUGCCAAUUGAAAAAAAAUGAAGCUAAACCGUUGUUCUUUUUCUCUCUUUCUCAAGAAAAUGAAUGGAACAUGGAACAAGAAAAUCCAAACUGAAAUAUUGUGCUAAUAAGUAAGCCUUAGUAUGCUAAGGGACAAAGUGAAUUAAAAUGAAGAAGAAAAAAAAUGAGAAAAACCACAAACAAUUGCUGUUUUAGUCAAUAAGAGACAUUCAAGAAAAUUGAAAACACAAUACACACAUGGCUUAAGAAUUAACAAGAGCAACACACACACACACACACACCUAGAUUUAUCAAUACAUUCACGCUAUGACUAUUUCUCGAUCCAAUUUCAUUAUGAUGCUGUGCUUAAUUAAUUAUUAUGAAUAUCCCAGACAUAUUUUUGUACAUAAAACUAUACGUAGAAGUUGUUUAGCCAGUCAGCACCUAGAUGAUUUAAAAAAAUUCAGACCACAUGCAAAGUACAUACCAAAAUUGUUGUUUCCGGAUGAAAGAUAAAUUGAGGAUAAAAAAAAAUAAACAAGAGAAAAAGUUAUUUACAUAUUAUAACCAUUUUGUGAGCAACUUUACAAAGAGAUAAACUGUUUUUUUCUGUUCUUCUGGGGGGAGCUUGAUUGUGCGAAUAUGGCCAAAAAAAAUUUGAUUGGGACAUACAAAGAGAGAAGCGUAUUAGAAAAAAGAACACACACAAACCAACAGUAACAACAAAAACAAACCAAUUAAAUGAUAAGGAUUAACGAAAGAAUUGUGAAAUCAUUAUCAAUAAAUCAAAAUGAGGUUGUAA